AACUUGAUUUAACGUUGAGGUCUUGAAUAUGUAUCGAGAUGUGGUUGGAAUAUCACUGGAGGAUUUUGACAGGGGGCUACAAGGCUUUUUUUUUAUUUGAGUACAUACAUUGAAGUCAGCCUAGUUAAAAGCCAACCAGUGUUCCUCAAUUAAUUGAGUCAUAAUGUUGGAUUUACACCUUCUAGUUUGCGUGGAAAUUCAAUUGACAAGACAAGAAAGAGGGAGAGGAAGAGAAUGGCUGAGAGACGCCAAAUAGUUGCGCGCAAAAGACGAACAGUUCGCCACCAGGCCGCUACUAAGAAACGAGAGAUGAAAACACGUAAUGAGUGCGAGAUAUGCCAGCGAAUACUUUCCCUCUUGACGAUGCCUCUUGAUUUAAGAGGAGAUAUCCGUCAUCAUCUCAACCUUGAGCUUCCCAAACUGUUUGAAGACACGCGUUGUGAAAAUCACUUGAAUUUAAUCGCCAGAUCUCUAAGUAUCGACUCUAGUUUUUCUCAGCUUAGCGGUAUUCAGAUCCUAGGAUUUAGAGGUCUUGACCACAUCAAGAUCUUUGCUCAAAAGGGCCGGGACUUUUACUUCCUAGAGUCUGGGGAGCUGCGGUUACUCCCUACGCCUCGUUGCCCAUCGACAUGGUGGGGUAGGGUUGUCAAUUCGAAAUGGAUCGAUUAUCAUCUUCCUCGGAGGUGGAAGGAGGCGUGUGAUAAGACUCAUAAAUGCUCUGCUAUUGGGAACUUCGGCCAUAUGUCUUCACAGCGCCCUUCAUGGGUUGUUGAUACAUGGCUACAAUGUCUCGUCCCAUGUUCAUCGUCAACUACAUAUGUGGCUUUGAGUUAUGUAUGGGGUGGGGUACCUUCUUUCAUGACCUUGAGGGAGAAUGUGGAUCAGUUACGGAAGCCUUCUUCACUAGCUGAAGGCAAUACGAGUGUUCAGAUACCGAAGACGGUACGGCAUGCGAUGUCCUUCGUUCAAAGGCUAGGAGAAAGGUAUCUAUGGGUAGACACGCUCUGUGUUAUCCAGGACGAUGAACAGAAACUUGUCGAGAUUGCUAAGAUGGCUGCUAUAUAUGCUAAUGCGACAGUAACCAUUGUCGCCUUGGGUGGGGUGGAUGCAGAUAGCGGUCUAUGCGGCCUACAGGGAAUAUCUGAUCCAAGAUCAUUGAAGCAAGUAGUCCACCCAUUAAUCCGAGGUACUAAGGUCAUUGAGACCCACGGACAGAAAAUCAAUGAGAAACCAGCUAUCUGGAACACACGGGGAUGGACUUUCCAGGAGGCUCUUUUCUCAAAGAAAAGAAUCAACUUUGAUAACGACUCGAUCCGUUGGGAGUGUCAGGAGGAAGUCACAAAGGAGUUUGGGAAUGGCGGUGGUGCUAGCCCCAGAAUCUUUGCCAAAGCUGUACCCGAUGUAAUGCAGCUGAGUACAAUCAUCAUGACAUACAACACCAAAGACUUGACAUUUCCAGAAGAUGCCCUGUUUGCGUUUUCUGGGAUUGCUUCCGCGCUUAGUAGCACGUAUUAUGGCGGAUUCGUCUCGGGUCUUCCGGUGCUACUAUUUCAUAUCGGUCUUCUAUGGAAACCAACCUCAAUCUUGAGUCGCAGGACGCCCAAACGUCCUGGUGAGAGAACCUGCCUUCCGUCUUGGAGCUGGGCAGGCUGGAAAGGCAGCAUAUGGUGCUGGACAGAGCUGGCGAUCGAUUUUGCUAAAAAGUGCUCUGCGAGAGGAUCUGGAAUUGCUUUAGAGAGGGUAUAUCCACUCGUUGAAUGGAGUUGGUUGGAGAAACGGGAUGGUGAGAGAACUACUAUACAGGAUUGCUGGUACGAAUAUAAGAACAAGUUCUCGAACAAGCUGGAUGAGCCUUGUCCGACAGGUUGGACCCGGCAUCGCAUAGCAGACCCAUUAUCUGUCGCUGCUUGGCAACGUGCAAUCCAGCCGGAGCCGCAAGCAGUACCCUUGUGUUUCUACACUCACGACUCCGAGCCAGAAUCAGAGUUCUGGUAUCCUCUCCCGACGAAGAAGAUGGGCCAGCGUAUUGAAGCACAGAUAUUCGCUCCCCUUAUAGCUUGCAAGACUAGGAGAAGCUGGCUACUGGCAGCUGAGGGGUUCGAAAUUCCUGGGUUGAAACGAGGGGGCAUGGUAUCUCUUCGAGACCAUGGAGGUAAUUGGGCCGGAGCACUACUGCUACAUGAACCUUUACUUAAAGAAGCAGAUCGGAAUGGACAUUAUCGGAUCAAGGUAGAACUGGUAGAAAUUGCAUCCGGUCGUGUUCGCAACGACUCGAGGGACAUCGAACCCCUUAAGCAGCCGUUGGAAGAGUGGGAUCUAGAUGAAAGGCCAAAAAGUGGUCUUUAUUACGAAUACUAUUAUGUGCUUUGGGUCGAAUGGAGAGAUGGUGUUGCAUAUAGGAAAGGUCUAGGACGUGUUGAGAAACGGGUAUGGGAGUUGCAGGACAGGGAGUGGGUUGACCUAGUGCUUGGCUAGCCUAGGUACCUAGUACCUAUGUGAUCUUGAUGGACCACUUCCCCAGAUAUUUCCUAACCCCCUGCCCGGGCAGAUAAUUGAAGCUAUAAUCAACCAACGAA
This is a messenger RNA of Annulohypoxylon maeteangense, 2576 nucleotides long. RefSeq names its product HET-domain-containing protein. NCBI's taxonomy places the organism in Eukaryota, Fungi, Ascomycota, Sordariomycetes, Xylariales, Hypoxylaceae. The transcript is spliced from 2 exons. The coding region runs from base 235 to 2475 and encodes 746 amino acids. The record is from RefSeq and is a predicted model, not a curated record.